Molecule: messenger RNA, 10407 nt
Organism: Caenorhabditis auriculariae
Lineage: Eukaryota; Metazoa; Nematoda; Chromadorea; Rhabditida; Rhabditidae
Source: the annotation of a GenBank genome assembly
AUGCGCUCCAAACCUUGGCUCCCAAUUAUUAUCUUAUUUAUUGCCCUGAUCUCCGAGUUCCGGAUAGGUUCGUUACUCGUUUCCCUGCUUUUUUUUGGGUUCAAAAUAAUGCUUUUCUAGUUUAGCAGCCUUUUUCAUCAAGAAACUUCUUCAUAAAAAUAAAAAUUAUCGUUUGAAAGUCAUAAAACUCCCCGAACUUCCUCAAAUUGUACCGAUUACUCAUGUUACCGAUAAAGUUUCCUGCUUUUUCCUUCGAGUUUUUUGGGUUGAAAACUGCUUUUCCUGUUCAAAAGCCUUAUCAAGAAACUCUAUUAUAAAAAUGAAAACUAUCGUCUGAAAUUCAUAAAGCCUAUCGCGCAUUACAAUAAACUCCUACAUAGAUAUUGCUCAUGUUACCGAGUAGGUUUCUUGCUUUUUUGCAGUUUUUUGGGUUGAAAAUUAUGCUUUUCCAGUUCAGAAAUCUUUUUAAACAAGAUAAAUCCCCGAAAAAAAGUGAAAAAUAAUAAUUUGAAAUCCAUAAAAUCGAUCAUGUAGUUAUUGCUCAUGUUACCGAAAACCCUACCCAUUUUCCUACUUUUUUCGGGGUUUUUCGAACCGAACCGAGAUUCUUGAGCUUGGAAACUCUUUAUUAAAAUAUCUCCAUCAAAAAAAAGUUGACUGUUCGGUUUGAAAUCCAUGAAACCUAUCGCGUCGUGAAGAAAGUUUCUACGAAGCUAUUGCUCAUGUUACCGAAUUAAUUACUUAUUUUACUAUUCUUUUUGGAAAAAUUCAAAUGAAAGUGCAAGUUCUGAGCUCAGAGCUCUUCAAUAAAAUAUUCAACUUCAAAAAAAUCGACAAUUUGGUUUUUUUAUCCAUAAAUGAAUCCAUAAAAAUCUAUCGCUUCUUAAAAUACGCAGCUAUUGCUCAUGUUACCGAGUUAGUUACCUUUUUUGUCGCUUUAUUUAGAGUUUUGCGAAAUGAAGUCUUUUAGCCUAUCGAUUUCGAAAAAAUGUCCACAUCAGGAAACAUUUUUGAGAUUUAAUUCACUCACUGAGUUUUUUUUUCUUCAAAAAUCCACGGCUUCAAAAUUUUCAGGUAGUCUCCAGUUACUCCCCUUAAGUGACUACUUGACUCGAAAUUGAGAUUUCUCAUCAAUUUCUUCAUCAUUCUACAUAGGAUCCUAGCUUUUCAAACCGCAAAAUUGAAACUUUCUUUGAAAAAAUGAAAAAUCUAAAAAAAAACUUUCACUCUUUGAAAAAUUCAGAAACAACUCAGGACAAAAGAGUGCCCCCUAGAGGGCUGAAAUUUAAGUGGUCCCUAAAGGGAUUCAGGCUCUGAUUCUGAAGCUCAAGUGGUCCCUCCGUUUUGAAAGAAAAAAAGACGUGUUUAAAAGAUGUAGCAUAGUCCCCUUGAGUGACCCCUUUUGCGAGCUUUAGUGGCCCCUAUAGGGAACCCUUCAAGUAUCCUCAAGGACGCUCCUCUAGGGAUCACUCUGGCGUUGGCAAAGGUGAGAUAAUCACGCUAUAAUAAUCUGAGUUUAUAAUUUAUUUGUACAUAAAAAGUUCUUGAAACAGAGAAAUGAGUUUCACAAGGUCAUAUUAAAAAUAUUUAUAAAAAAAUGCCUAAAUUGUCUUAAAUUCAGGGACAGAAGCAUCACUGCAGCCAACAGACUUGAAGAAAUAUCAGCUCGACGAGAAAGGAUUCGAAAAGGUGAUAAUUAUUAAUCAACCUCUAAUUAACUAUUUAAAAUCCAGGUGAGGACGAUUCACUCGAAUUGGUACGUCCAUUCCGUCAAAGCGCUCAUUGUCCAGCUCUCCAAGGAACUUUUGCCCAAACUUCAAGGAGGUUUUAUUUUGAAACUAACUGGGAAAAUUUUAGUGGCCACUAUAGUAGUCAAGUUAGUGGCCACUUAAGGGGUUAAAAAUUAGUGGUCACUAUAGAGGUCUAAGUGCAACUACUAGACCACUAAAAAUUUUAGUGGCCACUUUAGGGAUCAAUGGAUCGUCAUAACUGGUCCAAUUUGUUCGUUUUAAAAUUAUCAGAGUUACUGGAAGGAAUACUGGAUGAAAAAAUUGUUGAAGUGGCCACUAAAACGGAAAAUAGUGGCCACUAUAGGGGUUCGUUUAGUGGCCACUUUAGUGUCCACUCCAUUUAGUCUUUGGCGAGCCUCUAUAGUGGCCACUUAAAAUUGUCACAGAAUUUUUGUCAUUCCCUUACUUCAAAAUGAAAUAGAAUAUCAGUAGGCCUGAAAAAUCAACAAAAAAUGAGGUAUUUGUCUACCUUUACCUUGAAAAAAUCAAAAAACCAGGACAAUAGAAGAGGCUUUCGAUGUGUUUCUUAUAGAAGUAAAAAAAAAAAGAUUUUGUUAUUAAUAUUUUCUGUGUGUGAAAACGCCAAGAACUGCUUGGAGAGGACACUAAAGUGGCCACUAAACCCACCUCUAUAGUGGCCACUAUUUUCCGUUUUAGUAGCCACUAUAGAGGUUCUCUAUUUAGUGGCCACUUCAGUAGUUUUUCAUCCAUUAUUCCUUCCAGUAACUCUGAUAAUUUCAAAUCAAACAGAUCGGACCAGUUAUGUUGAUCCAUUGACCCCUAAAGUGGCCACUAAAUUUUUUAGUCGGAUAGUAGUGGCACUUAGACCUUUAUAGUGGCCAGUAAUGUUUAACCCCUUAAGUGGCCACUAAUUUGACUACUAUAGCGGCCACAAAAACGCCAAAAACAGAAAAUUUUCCCAGAAAAAUGAAACUUUUCUUUAAUAAAUUUUGAAAGAAAACCGAGUAUUUUUUUUCAAAUCAAGAUACUACAAUAACUGAAAGACUCGGAGGAAAUACAACAUCUUUCUCUCAAACAGGGCAAAUUUAUUAUAUUCUUAUAACGGUGAAAAUACUUUAGAAAGUUUAUGGAAGACUUCUCAAAAAUUAUGACGUUUAAAAUAAGUUUAGAUACUUAAAAUAAAUUAAAACCUUGCCAAGAAAAUGCUCAAACUAAAAACAAUUACCGAAUUUCCCAGAACCAAUAAAAUCACAAUGGUUUUGAGCUAGGUUUGAAACUCGCUAAUAUUUUCUAGAAGGUUCCGGACAAGGAAGGUUAUUUUACUUUGCGGUUGGGAAUUUCCUAAAAAUCGGCCAGAACACUUCUGGAUGUACCAGAUGAAGAUCCUGGAAGUUUCAACCUGCACAACUUCCUUGUUUUCGAGAAAAAAAGCGCAAAAAUAGGCAUUUUCAUGGAUUUUGAGAGUUUUUCUGUCUUUGAGGCGUCUUUUCUCAAAAACGAGGAAGUUGUGCAGUUUGAAACUUUUAGGAUCUUCAUCUGGUACAUCAAGGAGUGUUCUGGCCAAUUUUCAGGAAAAUCCCAAAGUAAAAUGACCUCCCUUGUGAGGUCUUUACCGAUACAGUACAAGCCAAGAUUUUUAAAAAAUCAGUUUGUCUCAAAUUUCUGAUCCUUUGGAACUUUCUCUCCAUCCUUCAUUUACCUCAACCUUAUAUCCGAAAACCAAAAAUAAAACUGAUAAUAGAUUUUAAAAAAAUAAAAUAAAAGACGUUGAAAAAAAAGAAGGAAAGAAUAAGUUUUCAAAAAGGAGGGAUGAAAAAUUGAUUUAAAAAAGUAGUUUUUCUUCAGAAAGAGGUGUUUAGAAGAUUCCUUUCCUCAUCUUUAAAGCUUGAAAAGCCCCUAUAAAAGGUCACUUGGACUUCUCCUUAGAAUUUGAAUUUCUAAACUUUGAGAAAAAAUCCGAGAGCUUUUUCUAGUGAGACACCGGCUAUUUGGAAAAAAAACUGGCCUUUUACCAGGGAUUAAAGCUUUAUAUCUUCAAACCUUUGAACAAAAAUCUCUCAGUUUGAUUCAUCAAGCUUUCAAAAAUCUUAAGAGAAUAGUUCCCCAGUUCUUUGGUCAAUACAGUACAAGAAGUGAUUUAUAACAAAGAUCGUUGUCGUCUCGACUUCUUGGUCCUUUCGAACCAAAUCUCUAUCUCUCAAUUUACUUUCCUUGAAGAAACAAAAAAGGGGCGUUCGAAGUAUUUUUAAUUGAAAAAUUCAGAAAUAAGUCCCUAAGAUAGUGACUUAUCAUUUAGAAAACUUCCAAAUGUCCUUUUUUAUACCUUUUAAUAGUCUCAAAAGUAUUUUAUUCCACAAGUCCUUCUACUUUGAGACUUUGAACUUUCUAAAAAUUUUUAAGAGGUUUAAAUUAAGAUCCCCCUAGUCGCUACACGGUCCAACUUCAAGAUUCCAGCUUCAAAAUUCGAAAAAUUAGGCUUCAAACCCAUUUUUCGCAAAUUUAAAAAAUCACAUCUGAAAAACUAGAAAUUUGCGCAUGUAGCGACUAUGAGGGAUCUUCAUCUAGACCUUCAGAGAGUGUUUGAGCAAACCGCAAAGUGAAAGGACCUUCCUUGUGGGGACUUUAUUCGAUUUUUUGACUAGAAAAAAAAAACUUUUUCAAAGAAGAAUUAUGUUUUUUGGUCAGUUAAGUACAAAAAGAGAUUUACAACGAAGAUUGGUGUCGUCUCAAUUUCUUGGAUCUACCGAAUUUUUUCAAUUACCUGGAUCAGAAAAAUUUGAAAAAUGAUGAAAACAAUAGAAAGAAGGUUUUUGAAGGAAGAAAGCGAAGAUAAGAUUUAGAAGCGGGAGAAAAAAAGACCGAUAAAAAUCCUUUGCUUUAAAAAUUUAGAUAAAAAAGCUUAAAAAAAGUUUUGCACGUUAUAAGGUUUUAAAAGUCUCUUAAGAAAAGGUAAUUAUUUUGAGAAUUCCUUGAAAAGGGUCCCUAACGAUCAUUGAUGCCCCAAAAAAGAUCAUUAAAGGCCCAACUUCCCAGUUUUCGAUAAAUGAGAGCUCAAGGCCCAAAAAUGGCUUGGUUUUCAUAUUUAAGGCGUUUUUUUUCGGAAAUGAGAAAGUUUUGCUGAGUGAGACUUUCAGAAUCUUUUUCUUGUAACGUGAACGAGUGUUCCGGCCUUUUUUUCAGAAGUUUCCCAACCAGAAAUUUAAAUAACCUUCUUUGUUAGGAUUUCACCCACAAAAUGAAUUUACAAGAACUCUUAAAUAAAAGAAAACCACGGUUUUUUUGGUCAGUGCAGUAAAAAAAAAGUGAUUUACAACAAAGAUCGUUAUCACCUCGAUUUCUCGGUCCUUCCGAACUUUCCCCCGUAUCUCUCCCCUACCUGAACCGUCUCUCGGAAAACCAAAAAAGAGACAGACUGCGCCGAAUUUGUUUCACUUUGAAACUUUUCACUUUCGACCCCUCCGACUAACUGAUAAAGGGUCAUUUAUCUUUCAAGUCUGUGCGCAGGGAUAAGCGCACUUUUACGGCGAUACAUUUCAGUUCGAUAGGAUAAGGUUUUUCCGUGGAUUCGAAGAUUUCGGUCGCGUGGAAGGGAACAGGAAUUGAUGAUUGUUAUUUCAAGAAAUUAGGGGUAUCAGCGCUACAGUAGGGGUUAAAAUAACAUAACGAAAAUCUUCAUUUUCGCUGAUUCUUUUGAGUUAAAAAGAAAAUGGGAGUGGAGAAAACAAACUUCAAGGUCAAAAUAAACUAUAUUUUGCUUUUAAAUGUCAUAUUUAUCAUGUUAUUUCAUUUUUGAAAAUUUUCUGGCGACUUUAAAAAGCGAUGAAUGAUGAUAUAUGAAAAAUUAUCAAAUGAAUGAAACGUAAAAAAACUUUUUUUAAUUCAUUUUUUUGAAUUCUAUCCGUUUCACAUUUUGUUUAAAUACAUAAAAAAACAUUAGGAACACUAAAAUGAAAUUAAAAAAAUCAAAAAUUCUGAGGAAAAAAAUUAUAAAUAAAAAUAAUAUUAAAUUGUAAAAAUUAACCUUGAUUUUUUUCAACGGCAACCGCUUCAAAAAGUUCUUUAAGUCGAAAUUUUUUUGAGCAAAGGCGUUCCGAAGCCUAAAAAUAUCUACAUAUAUAUCAAUACAAAAAUUUUUGAAUUAUCAAAAAAAUAAACUAGAUAUUGAAACCAAAGUUUUUCGAAAUGAUGCAAUUUUACAAGGUUUACACAUUAAUUUCACAAAAAUUGAAAGGCAAAAACGUUUCAAGCCAAAAAAUGGAUUGAAAAGUAUUUAAAAAAUCAAUUCAACAGAUUAUAAGAGAGAAAUACAUCUAAAAAAAACAUUUUGCUAAAAAAUAAAAAUUUAUUAUAAUAUUUUUGCGCGUCACGGUGCAGUAUUACGUCAUUGUGUCGCCUUUAAGUUUUACAAAAAAAAUUUUGUUUUCUCGCGCUUUUCUUUUUUCCUGUUUUCCGUGACAUAAAUUUUUGAUAUUUGUUUUUUAAAGAAGAAAAAUUGAAAAAAGGUCUUCGUAAAAAAAUCUCUAGAAAUCGAAAACUCUUAUUUCUUCAAAUAUCGUAAUUUUAUUUCUCAUUUUCUAUGUUGAUUCCCACUUUUACAGAGAUAAAGUCGGACUUUCUGUUAUGCCUUUCUCACAUUCGAGACAAAAAAGACGUUGCCGCGGCUGCCCAUUGCCUUUUAGAAGCUAGACAUCAGUACCAGAAAUUCUUGAUUGAAAGGUUUAUUUUUGUCGUUUUUUCCUGUUUUCCAAUGAUUUUCUUUCAGGAAAAUGAAGAAAACUCGGAAAAAUGGAGAUCAAAAGAUAAGGUAAGAUUAUGAAGCUUUAAAGCUCAUUAUUUGAGGUUUAAUUUUAUUUUUCAGUCAGGAAAAUUCUGCAUUUAUCGUUGGUCGAAAUUUCAUGCCUCCUUUGAAUGCCACGACGAGGUUUUUUCUAUUUUUCGAUAAAAAUAUAAUUUUUUCUUUGGUUUUAGCUUGCCGCCAACAACCACUGAACCAUCGACCACAACAACCCAAGCUUUAAAAAAAUAGUUAAAAUUGACGGGUUCGGAAUUUUAGAAAUUUUUUUCUAAAAAUAAACAUAUUUCCAGAAAGGUCACCAGGAUGCCUUUCAAGUCAUUCAGUCGGUUUUUCAAGUCAAAUGAUAGGUUUUUUAGGUUUCUGGAAUGGAAAAUGUAGUAUUUUCAGGAAAAAAAUCUGUUAAAUAAAAAUAAAAAAAGCGAAAAUCGUGGCGAAGGCGCCGAAAGAAUCGCUUGCCGAGCAUCUACACAAGAGGUUUUUUUGGUGAGUUUUUGCAAAAAAAUCGAGAAAUUUCAUUUUAUUUUUUUGAAUCUUAGUGUGUUGCUUUUGUUAAAAAGUUUAAAAAAAUACAUCAAUUUUUUUCGAUUAUGAAAAGUUUGGGAAGCGUCAAAAAAAUCUAAAAAAAUUUUUUUUUAGUUUUUUUAGCCUUCAAAGACUACUAUUUUCCAUAGUUUUUCGAAGUCCUAGAAAAAUCCUAGAACGUUCUAAAAAAACUUUUUUUGUUGUAAAUUCUGAAAAAAAUCACUUUUUUUCAGCAACGAAUGCGAUUUUCACCGGCCAAAUUGGCCCAAAAAGCCACUAAAACCCCUGAAAAAACGGAAAAGAACCCGAAGAACCCGAGUGAAGAGAAGUCUGAGAAGACUCGUCGUCGAUUCCGUCUCCAAAAGUGACUCCGAAGGAUUUGUGGUCAGUUUUCUGAGAGAGGCGUGAACCGCUGCAGGUCGGGUGCAGGUCUUAAAAUUCAGAAAAAAAAAGAGCAUUUAUGAGUAUUUUGAACUGGAAUUGACUUUGAAAGAGGGAUUUUUUUUAAUCGAGCAUAUUUUAUGAUCGAAAAAUAUCAAUUUUCAGUGGUUUCGGCCCAAAUUCCGGGUAAAAUCCAUGAAAUCAAAGCCAAAAAAUGAUUUUUUCGGACUCAGAUGUGUUUUAAAAAUCGGAAAAUGCCGAAUUUUGAUGAUUUUGACCCGAAAAAUCCCUAACAUCGACGCCAAAAAGCGACUCCCGUUCAAGUUUAAAUUUAUGUAUACGAAAAGUUUGAGAAUUCUAAGUUUAUGGCCCAAAUUUCAGGUUAAAUAUAUGAAUUUGACGCCGAAAAAGGGAUUUUUCAAAACUAAGGGUGAUUUUUUAAUCGAUAAAUGCCGAAUUUUAAUGAUUUUGACCCAAAUUCCAGAUAAAAUCUAUGACAUCGAUGCUAAAAAGAGCGUUUUUUCAAGUUUUUAGAUCAAAAAAUAUGGACAUUUUGAUAUUAGGGCCUUAUUUUUUGGUUUUAUCCAUGAAAUAGAUGCCAAAAAAAGAGUUUUUCAAAAUUAAUUGUGCUUUUUCAAUCGAUAAAUGCCGAAUUUUAAUGAUUUCGGCCCAAAUUCCAGGUAGAAUCCAUGAAAUCAAAGCCAAAAAAUGAUUUUUUCGGACUCAGAUGUGUUUUAAAAAUCGGAAAAUGCCGAAUUUUGAUGAUUUUUGAACGAAAAACUCUCUGAAUUCGACGCAAAAAGAGCAUUUUUCAAGUUUUUAGAUCGAAAAAUAGGAAAUUUUUGAGAUUUGGGCCUAAAUUUUAGGUGAAACCCAUGAAAUUGAUGCCGAAAAAGAGAUUUUUCAAAAUUAAGGGUGAUUUUUUGAUCGGAAAAUACCAAAAUUUAAUGGUUAUGGCCAAUAUUCGAGUGAAAUCCAUGCCAAAAACGAUUUUUUUUCUAAUCCAAGUGUAUUUUUAAAAUCGCAAAAUGUCAUUUUCAAAUGAUUAUGACCCAAAUUCCAGGUAAAGUCCAUGAAAUCGAUGCCGAAUCUUAAGUCGACGGACCAAAAAACGCCGGUCCAAAAAGUCGCCGGACUUCUUCAGGCCAUUUUCAAGAACGCCACGGAAAAUUCGACGAAUUCCGGGUUUUUUUUCAAUUUUUCCUGUGUUUAAUUCAUUUUCAGGCUUGUUUUAGUGCUCAAAAACAGUUGGAAAUUUGAAAAUUCCUGCAUUUUUAUUAUUUAUUUCGGUUCAAACAUCAGUUUUCGAUUAAUUUUAACCUAGAUUACCAGAAUUUUUAUCAAACUUUUAUCAAAAAUAUAAUUUUUCCUUGUUUCAACUUAUUUAGUGCAGUAUUUUACAGUGAAAUUGACUUAUCCAAAAAAAAUUUUUUAGCCUGAUUUUCUUCCAUUUUACAUUUCUUCCCUGUUUCAAAAAAAUCAUUAAAUUGUUAUAGUCCUCAUGCACAAGUAUUCAAGUUUAUAGGCAGGAAAACGUGGAAACUCAAAAACUUUAAAUUAGAAGUUAAUUACUACAGUACCCCUAAUUACAGUACCACAGUUUCAUGACUAUAGAGUACCGCCUCCUACCGUACCACCUACCACGUAUUCCAUUACCACUUACUACAGUACUACCACUUACAGUACCACAAGUAACAGUAAUACCGAAUACAGUAUAUUACUAAAUACAAAUAUAGUAUUCUAAAUCUCUACAGUACACCUCUAAUUUUUCUCAAGAGCUAAACUGUAUUAGGUGGUACUGUAGUGAUGAAACUGUGUUACUGUAGCGGGGUACUGUAAGCGGGGGUACUGUAGUACCGCGUCUUGUAGUACUGAUUUUUAUUACUGUAGAUAGUAGCAAUGUAGCACUACAAUGAUACUGAAAAGUGAAGUAGCUUAGAGUGCUGUAGUAGGACUGUAGCCUGGAGUACUGUAGGGUGGCAUGCUUCGAAAGAUUUUAGAAUUUUCUUUGUUAAAGAAUAAGAAAAAUUUCCUGAAUCACAUGAAAAAUCCAGAUUCUCCCAAAAAAAAAAAAUGAAAAAAAAUUCGAUUUCCAGAGGAACUUCCUGGACGGAGACGUACAAAAGCAUCGUUGAGCUGAAGAAACGGCUCGACGCCAGGGAAAAGGGUCCCGGAGCGAAAGUUUACAAUCAGAGAAUGCACGAUCUGGUCCUGGACGUUCCUGAGCAGACGAGCGCUUUGAUCGAGGUUUGGAAAAAAAUCGAAAAAAAAUUGAAAAUUUGAUUCAAAAUCGCUUUCAUUUGAGAGAACUGAGUGGGAAAAUAUUUUAUUUGAUUUUUGUGAAUUUCUAGCACAAUUGAAAAAAAAAUGCCUCGAAAACGAAUAUUUUUAAUCUUCUGGAGACUUUCCACAUAAUCUUGAAGUCGAUUAUUUUUUUCAAUUGUUGAAAAAAAUUUUUUUCUUUGAAACUUCUCAAAUUUUUUUGCUUUUAGGGCAGCUUUUUUUCAUAGAAAAAAAUGUUUUUUUUCAAAAGUUUAAACCUUGAAAAAUAUCAAUUUCCAGCCAAUUUUCGAGCUUUUCUUCGAGAAAAAAACUUGGUUUUUUUAGUUAAUUUUUCAACCAUUUGUAGUGAAAUAAGUCUUGAAAUUUCACUUUUUUUCCACAAUUUAUUAUUUUUUUAAACUUCAGAGUUCCUGAAAUAUAAUUUUUUUCGAUUCAAUUAGCGCAGCAAUCUCUCGAAUAUUUUCACUUUAAUUUUUUUGAUUUUUUUAAAUAUUUUUUUCUUAGUAAUUUUUUUCUUAGUAAAAAAAUAAUUUCUUAGUAAAAAUUUAAAAAAAUAAACAAUGGAUUUACCUUUAUAGGUACUUUCUUUGAAAGAUUUUUUUCGAAAUAGUAAAGUUGCUCAUUUUUUUACAGCACGGAAUGCCGGAAAUCGUGAAAAAAACGCCUUCGAUUUGA